CAGUCGCGCGCAGCUGGACCCAGGCACGCAGUUGGGCCUCAGCAGUGCACAGGGUCGGUCCGAGCCUCAUGGAGCUGAGCCUAGCGGGGCGCCGGGCGCUCGUCACUGGGGCGGGCAAAGGCAUCGGGCGCAGCACUGUCCAGGCGCUGCACGCGGCGGGUGCACAAGUGGUGGCUGUGAGCCGGACCCAGGCCGACCUGGACAGCCUGGUCCGCGAGUGCCCAGGGGUAGAGCCUGUGUGUGUGGACCUGGGUGACUGGGAGGCCACGGAGCGAGCGCUGGGCGGCGUGGGCCCUGUGGACCUGCUGGUGAACAAUGCUGCCGUGGCGCUGCUGCAGCCCUUCCUGGAGGUCACCAAGGAGGCGUGUGACACGUCUUUUGACGUGAACCUUCGGGCUGUCAUCCAGGUGUCCCAGAUCGUGGCCCGAGGCUUAAUAGCUCGGGGAGCCCCGGGGUCCAUCGUGAAUGUCUCUAGCCAGGCCUCCCAGCGCGCACUGACUAACCACAGCGUCUACUGUGAGCAAGCCCCGGCUGUGCCCUGCCCCUCACCCCCCACCCCCCAGCCUGAGCAGCCAGCUCAGGCUCCACACAGGCUGUCUCUCCUCACAGGCUCCACCAAGGGUGCCUUGGACAUGCUGACCAAGGUAAUGGCUCUGGAGCUUGGGCCACACCAGAUCCGUGUGAAUGCACUCAACCCCACAGUGGUGAUGACACCCAUGGGCCAGGCCAACUGGAGCGACCCCCAGAAGGCCAAGACCAUGCUGGAUCGCAUCCCACUUGGCAAGUUUGCCGAGGUGGAGAACGUGGUAGACACCAUCCUCUUCCUGCUGAGUGACCGCAGCAGCAUGACCACGGGCUCCACUGUGCCGGUAGAUGGAGGCUUCCUGGCUACCUGAGCCCCUCCACCCACACACACACAUGUUCCAUGCUGAGCCCACUUUUACCCCCACCCCCCUUCCCCAUCCCUCCAAUAAACAUGAUUCUUCUGCCCA
Lagenorhynchus albirostris (white-beaked dolphin) is the source of this 992-nucleotide messenger RNA. RefSeq names its product L-xylulose reductase. Lineage: Eukaryota; Metazoa; Chordata; Mammalia; Artiodactyla; Delphinidae. Gene Ontology annotation, biological process: glucose metabolic process; xylulose metabolic process. The record is from RefSeq and is a predicted model, not a curated record. Gene Ontology annotation, molecular function: carbonyl reductase (NADPH) activity; L-xylulose reductase (NADPH) activity. The transcript is spliced from 7 exons. Bases 69 to 896 code for a protein of 275 amino acids.